This is a messenger RNA of Candidula unifasciata, 1449 nucleotides long. NCBI's taxonomy places the organism in Eukaryota, Metazoa, Mollusca, Gastropoda, Stylommatophora, Geomitridae. The record is from the annotation of a GenBank genome assembly.
AUGUUGGGAUAUUCACAACUAUUGUCAAUAUCAGCAAUUCUGCUUGUUAUCUGGCCAUCCGUGUUAACAAAGAAGGGCUGCAGCUUCAAGCACGGAGGUUGCACCUAUAACAUCCAGCUGAACCACAACAAACACAGCAUGGGAAGAGAGACUGGGCACAAUGAAUGUGGCAACAAAGAGCAGCAGGUGUAUCUGGACAGUACCCAGAGUGACUAUACUUCCAAAAUCGAUGACAUGGAGAAGAACUUUUCCUUCCUACGUGACGCUCACGAACAGCGGCUGAAGGUGAGUCUAUGUUGUGCCAUUCUACAAAGAAAAAAGGGAGGGCGUGCUUCAGAUGUUAUCCUUAAAAGUGUGAGAGAAAUGACAAAAACCAUACCAUUAUCUUUCUUGUAUACCAGUGGUCCUCAACCUUUAGGUCGCGACCCCUUUUUUGAAGAGUUUGCCAAACUAAAACAAGAACUGAAGAAGAAAACGUCAGAGCUGAUAGACACCAGGAUCAAACUCAACGAGACGAGUACUUUGGUACACGAGGCCAGGCUCCAGAAUUUCAUGACCAGCAAGGAACUUCUUAACGCUGAGAACGAGAUUACAAUCUUGAAGCGUGAGAGAGCGGUGCUCAAGAACCAACUCAAGGACCGCAAUUACAAACUAGACGUCUCUUCACAGAAGGCAACGGAGUGUGAGGUCAAAUCCACAGACCAACAGGACAAGAUGGUGGAGGUAAAUCAUGAUCACUGUCAUCAACAUCAUUUUUGUCGUCUUCAUCAUCAUCAUCAUCAUCAUCACCGUCCUGUCAUCACCAGAAUUAGCACCUUCUGCGGCUUUGAAGAUCCGAACCUUUGCGGCUUUACCAACAUCAAUGACACUUCAGACUUCUUCGACUGGGAACGAGGCCGAGGUCUGACUCCUUCACCAGGGACAGGGCCUUCUAAAGAUCAUACUUGCGACGGGCCCAAGGGACAUUUCAUGUACAUCGAAGCCUCGGCCAAGGGGCGGGGCAGUAAUGCUAUCUUGUACUCGCCGCUGUACCGGGGUAUGAGCGAGCAAUGUGUGGAGUUCUUCUACCACAUGAACGGCAAACAUAUUGGCACACUCAAUGUUUACGCACAGCCAAGAGGAGAUAACUUGAAGUCUGCCUGGCGAGCCUAUGGUAACCAAGGAGACUUCUGGACCAGCGCCAGACUUGCCAUCCCUCAGGAGUUGGCCAGAACAGGUUAUCAGAUUGCCUUUGAGGGGAUUACAGAGAAAGGAUAUCUGGGAGACAUAGCCAUCGAUGACGUCAGCGUCACAGAUGGACCGUGUCCCGUAGACGAGAAGGUAGUGCCAGUUCGUGUGGCCAUCAACUCUACCAAGAUCCUGAACCCAGCCAAGGCAUUCGCCCGAAAGAUUCGAGUUAAGGACAAGAAGAACACAUCUGGGGGUGACAGACAAGAUAAUGACAACUGA